Molecule: messenger RNA, 1382 nt
Organism: Numida meleagris (helmeted guineafowl)
Lineage: Eukaryota; Metazoa; Chordata; Aves; Galliformes; Numididae
Gene: PACRG
Product: parkin coregulated
Exons: 6
Coding region: 16-1059 (347 amino acids)
Cellular component (GO): vesicle; cytosol; neuron projection
Molecular function (GO): Hsp70 protein binding; Hsp90 protein binding
Source: RefSeq, a predicted model, not a curated record
GCCGCAGAGGCAGCGAUGCGGGCAGGAAAGGGCGGAUCAGCAUCCGGGCUCUCGGCAGGGGCGCGCUCACUCACCUAUCAUGGCGGCCGGGAGAGGAGGAGAGAAAUGGAGAGAGGAGGAGGAGGAGGAGGGGGCGCGGGCGCGCGCACGCUCCCGCUCCAGGCACUGGAACGCUCCGGCCGCGAGCACCCGUCCGACGCGAGCGGUGGGAGGAGGAAGUACAGCCGGCGGCGAACUGCGCGUGCGCCGCGGGGCUCCCUGGUCCGCGUGCCGAUUCUCGCCCGCUGCGGGGAGAUGGUAGUGGAGGAAGCGGGCUGCGGCCCCGCCAAGCCCGCGGGGAACAGGCGUCCCCAGAAGCAGGAGCCGUUGGGACACGUGAAGAAAAGCAAGCAGCAGGUCUCGGACGGCUUCACUGUGAAAGCCAUGAUGAAAAACACAGUGGUAAGGGGGCCCCCACUUGCAGGAGCAUUUAAAGAGAGACCAACAAAGCCCACAGCAUUUCGCAAGUUUUAUGAACGAGGAGACUUCCCCAUUGCUCUUGAUCAUGAUACAAAAGGGAACAAAAUAGCAUGGAAGGUAGAAAUUGAGAAGCUGGACUAUCAUUAUUAUCUGCCUUUGUUUUUUGAUGGGCUUUGUGAAAUGACAUUUCCAUAUGAGUUUUUUGCUCGUCAAGGGAUCCAUGACAUGCUGGAACAUGGUGAAAACAAGAUUCUUCCUGUCAUUCCUCAGCUCAUUAUCCCAAUAAAAAAUGCACUAAGCCUUCGUAACCGACAGGUCAUCUGCAUCACUCUGAAAGUCCUCCAGCACCUGGUGGUAUCAGCAGACAUGGUGGGAGAGGCCUUAGUGCCCUAUUAUCGGCAAAUCCUCCCAGUCCUAAACAUCUUUAAGAACAUGAAUGUUAAUUCAGGUGAUGGGAUAGACUACAGCCAGCAGAAGCGUGAAAAUAUUGGAGAUCUGAUUCAAGAGACACUGGAAGUCUUUGAACGCUACGGUGGAGAAACUGCUUAUAUAAACAUUAAAUACAUGAUCCCUACUUACCAGUCGUGCAUAUUAAACUGAGUGGUAUCAAAUGGGAUGAUUCCAUUUGUGUUAAAAAGGAAAAAAAACUGUGUCUGACUCUGUGUGGCAUCUUGUUAGUCAUGCUCUUUUCUGUACAGCUGCUAAAAUAGUGGCUUCUGGGGCAUUAGAGUGUUAGUACUAUUGUGAACAAGUCUUUCCAAUACAUAAAUAGUGCCUGUUCCUUUGAUUACAAUGGUGUACUGUGCUUGUUUGUUCCGUGAAAGAAUUGCUUCUUUAUAGCAGAGCUGACUCGAGCAGGAAUCAGAGUUAAACCUUCAGUUGUGUAGACAAUAAAACUAUAAUUUUCAUAUGCAAUUCAGCAA